Messenger RNA from Aspergillus pseudonomiae, 485 nucleotides. Its product is annotated as RNase H1/viroplasmin domain-containing protein. The transcript has 2 exons. NCBI's taxonomy places the organism in Eukaryota, Fungi, Ascomycota, Eurotiomycetes, Eurotiales, Aspergillaceae. The record is from RefSeq and is a predicted model, not a curated record. Bases 144 to 365 code for a protein of 73 amino acids.
GUCACAUCCCAUCUUUGUCUCGAAGAUAUAUAUUUUGGUCUUAAUAACUGUGUCUGAGUUCAAGAACAGUUCAUAUCAUUGAUACUCAGUACAUCCCUCUUCGUCCUUUUACAACUGAGAUUUUGUGUUUGAUUUGAACUCCUAUGGCGUCACCAAAAUACUACGCGGUUGCUCAAGGACGCCCUCCUGCCCCAGACAUUUUUUUGUCUUGGGAUGAGACGAAAUGUUUAGUCAACAAGCAUCCACGCUCAAUUUUCAAGGGCUUCUCAACCCUUGAAGAAGCGACAGCCUACUUGGCCGAGAACGGUAUUCCAGAACACCAGAGAGUAAUUCGAGGCAUCUCCAUGGACGGAGGACAAGCAUGAAUAUUCGUUUCUGGUACAAUGUGCUUUGGCGGGCUGCUUGCUCAUGUGGAAAUAUGCGUGACCACCAGACCUCGUAUAGUAGUAGUUCCUGAUACUAUGCAGUUCCCUAUUAGCAACACC